AUGCCGUCUAGCGCUUGCUGCUCGAAUUGUUAUACAAAAUACUCCAUUCUCAACCCGGAAAUUACAAGAAUACCAAUCGCUGAUCCACCGAAAGCGCCACAUUCAGGAGCGGCCAGCACGUCUUCAACGAAUUGGUGGGGUGAUGGAUUACCUCCACCAUCAUUCAGGAGUGCUGCGGGUCAACCACAACCCAGACCCCGGGUCUCGCACCAUGCAAGGAAGGUGGAAGAUGUUAGACAACCACCUGCUAAUAAGGACACAGCUGAUCUGGAAACAAGGUUGAAGAGAACCCGUGAAGAAGAAGACCCCUCCAAGGUCCUGACACUCACUGAGAUCGAGGAGCGUUUGGCUGCCUUGCGAGGUUGUGAUGUCGAGCUCAUUCGUCGUCCACGCUGC
Cooperia oncophora is the source of this 396-nucleotide messenger RNA. NCBI's taxonomy places the organism in Eukaryota, Metazoa, Nematoda, Chromadorea, Rhabditida, Trichostrongylidae. The record is from the annotation of a GenBank genome assembly.